GUUCUGAGCCCAUGCUCGAAGUCCUGUUGAACCGGAUUGAACCGCCGUCGACAGUGAAACCGCGGGGUUUUCGCUCUUGGUAUAAACCCUAAACCCCUCAGAACAAUCCGAGGUGAAAUACGAACGACACAGAAUCCCUGAGCAAGAAUUUGAAAGUCGACAUGGGGUCUUCAAAGCGUGGGAAGAAAGCUCGAAGUAGGGGCAGCGACAGCGAAUCGGAAGAUGAAUUUGAAUCAGCGGAUGAGAAGCUGAUGGUCGAGAGCGGAGAUGCCAGCGAUGAUUUUGAAGACUCUGAUGUCAAUGACGACGAUGACAAUGACGAUGGGGAUGAGGACCGAGUGGACAAAGGAGAAGAAGAGGACGACGACGAUGACGAGGAUGGCAGUGGUGGGGCAGAUGGCGAGAUGGAAAAACUCGAGAAGGAAUAUAUGGAGCUUAGGAACCAGGAGCAGGACAUAUUAAAGAACCUGAAGCGGCAUAAAGAUGGCGAUCUUCAGAAAGGAGAAGCAGUAAAGAAUCAAAAGACACUGUGGAACAAAGCCCUGGAGUUGAGAUUCUUACUUCAAAAAUCAUUCUCUAGUUCAAAUCGACUACCGCAGGAGCUUGUGAGGUCUUCAUUUUGCAAUUCCAAUGAAGCAGUCAAUAAAGCAUACCUCGAUGUGAUAGACACAACCAAGGAAACGUUAGAUUCAAUAUUGGAGCUACAGGAGGCUUUGCUUGAGAAGAAUCCAUCGAUAGCUCAAGCUGCAGAAGGCAAUUCUACACAACCCAAUAAAAAGCGGUCAAAUGAUCCUAAGAGCAGCAAUUCUGAAGUUGAUGAAGAAUGGCAGAAAAUCUCACAAUUGCAUAAAAGGAUCGCGCCUUUUAGAGAUAAAUCCGUGGACAAAUGGCAGAGGAAAACACAGGUGACAACUGGUGUUGCAGCAAUGAAGAACAAAUUGCAUGCUUUUAAUCAGAAUAUUAGUGAGCAAGUAUCUAAUUAUAUGAGGGAUCCAAGUAGAAUGCUAAAGCAGAUGCAACAGAGAAGAUCAACCAUAGGCCUAUUUGGAGCAGUUCCAGUUGAUGUGGACAAUACCAAUGGAGAGGGAGGAAAUGUCGAUGGAGACCCUGAACUUUUAGAUGACUCAGAAUUUUAUCAGCAGUCAUUGAAGGAGUUUUUUGAGACCAUUGACAUUGCAUCGCCUGAGGCAGCUUUUUACGCGGUAAAAAGAUCACAAAAUAAGAAGAGGAAAAUUGUUGAUCGGCGUGCCUCGAAGAGUCGGAAGAUAAGGUACAAUGUUCAUGAGAAGAUUGUCAACUUCAUGGCUCCCCAGCCAAUGGACAUACCUCCUAUGGCACCUAAGCUAUUCGAGAAUUUGUUCGGCUUGAAGACGUCAAGGCCUGCUUCUGUAGCCUAGCAUCCGUUUAUGCAGCCUUUUUUGAUAUAUAUCGUCACAAUCUUGACAAGAAAUUUCUUAGAAAUUCAUAUAUUCGGUCGUUGUUGGAGCAGUGUGUGAAAUUUGUACCGACAAUACAUUGAAACUUUAAAUGGAAAUUUUGGCGAUCAUUUUCUUUCAUUAAGA
Messenger RNA from Punica granatum (pomegranate), 1562 nucleotides. The record is from RefSeq and is a predicted model, not a curated record. Lineage: Eukaryota; Viridiplantae; Streptophyta; Magnoliopsida; Myrtales; Lythraceae.